This is a messenger RNA of Hyaloscypha bicolor E, 1086 nucleotides long. RefSeq names its product glycoside hydrolase family 17 protein. Gene Ontology annotation, biological process: cell wall organization. The record is from RefSeq and is a predicted model, not a curated record. The transcript is spliced from 2 exons. NCBI's taxonomy places the organism in Eukaryota, Fungi, Ascomycota, Leotiomycetes, Helotiales, Hyaloscyphaceae. The coding region runs from base 10 to 1086 and encodes 358 amino acids. Gene Ontology annotation, cellular component: cell surface; fungal-type cell wall; extracellular region. Gene Ontology annotation, molecular function: glucan endo-1,3-beta-D-glucosidase activity; 1,3-beta-glucanosyltransferase activity.
AUUUACAAAAUGCGUCUCCUACUCCUCUUCACCCUUGCGAGCUGUGUCUCGGCCCAAAAAAUCUACCAAGGUUUCAACACUGGCGCCUUCUUCACCUCCUCCAAACCCAAAGCCCAAUCCGACUUCGAGGCUGAAUUCAACACCGCUCAAUCCCUCCACUACUCCCCAGGUGUCUUCUCUUCCGCCCGCCUCUACACCUGCAUCCAAGCCGGAACCACCAAUACACCCAUUGAAGCUUUCCAAGCAGCCAUAAACACCAACACGUCUCUUCUGCUCGGAAUCUGGUGUUCCGGUACAACAUCCAUUGACAAUGAAAUCGCGGCUCUCAAAUCAGCAAUUGACAAAUUUGGGACCAAGCUCAAGGAUUUGGUCGUGGGCCUAAGUGUAGGAAGUGAAGAUCUUUACCGUCUUUCCAAGAGCGGAAUCGAGAACAAAGCCGGAGUUGGCGCUGGCCCCUCCACCAUUAUCCCAUUCAUCCAGUCCGCACGAAGCGGUCUCGCUGGUACCAUCCUCUCCAGCAUUCCCAUCGGACAUGUGGAUUCCUGGUCCGCAUGGUCCAACACCUCGAAUUCAGCAGUCAUUAAUGAGGUUGAUUUCCUCGGUAUGGACUUGUAUCCGUAUUAUGAGAAGGAUAUCGAUAAUCGGAUUGAGAAUGCGGAACAGAUCUUUGAGAAGUUGCAUAAUAAGACCACAGCGGUGGCAGGCGGGAAACCCGUCUGGAUUACGGAGACUGGGUGGCCUGUUUCGGGACCCGUGAGUGGCAAUGCGACAGCGAGUGUGGACAAUGCGAGGACUUUUUGGGAUAUCAUCGCUUGUAAGUAUUUGGGAAGGAAUAAUGUUUGGUGGUAUACAUUGAGAGACGCCGAUCCUAGUAUUGCCGAGAAGUUUGCGAUUUCGAAGGACUUGAGUGCUGACACGACAUUCAAUCUUACAUGUCCUGCUGCUAGUGGAGCACCAGCGAGCGUCAACACGGAUCUGUCGAAGGGUGUGCAAAGCACAAAAAAGAAUGCUGCUAUGAGAUCUGUCGAGGAGAUGGGAUACACGGCUGUUUUCGUCCUCUGCGGAGUAAUGGGAUUUCUUCUGUAA